Messenger RNA from Sitodiplosis mosellana (orange wheat blossom midge), 1056 nucleotides. Its product is annotated as deoxycytidylate deaminase-like. The record is from RefSeq and is a predicted model, not a curated record. Gene Ontology annotation, molecular function: zinc ion binding; dCMP deaminase activity. The coding region runs from base 173 to 805 and encodes 210 amino acids. Gene Ontology annotation, cellular component: cytoplasm. Lineage: Eukaryota; Metazoa; Arthropoda; Insecta; Diptera; Cecidomyiidae. Gene Ontology annotation, biological process: dUMP biosynthetic process; dTMP biosynthetic process. The transcript has a single exon.
UUCCGCAGUUGGAAAUAAUCAUUUGAAAAAGAAGUGUGAAGGCAACGCGAAAAAUUGAUAAUUUUGGAAAAAAAUUCGUCUAAGCGAGCAAACUCUAACAAACCUAUCAGGUUUGGUGUGGUGUAGAAAAAUAAAAAUAAAACCAAAAAGAGCCGUGAAAAUAACGACAAUUAUGCAGCAUACGAUAUUAAAAUGUGUUGCAUCGGGUUUUUUGGGCAUAGCUGUUGGCGUGGCUUCGAUCAGUGAAUUGAAAGCGAAAGAUAAAGGGAAAAUUCCGACGGAAAAGCGGAAAAACUAUUUGAAAUGGGAAGAUUACUUCAUGAGUGUUGCCCUUAUUUCUGCGCAACGGAGUAAGGAUCCAGUUACGCAAGUCGGUGCUUGCAUUGUGAACGAAGAUAAACGAAUUAUUGGUGUCGGUUACAAUGGAUUUCCAAUCGGGUGCAGUGAUGAUUUAUUUCCAUGGAGCAAAAGUACAAAAGAUCCAAUCGAUUCGAAACACAUGUACGUAGUACAUGCUGAGGAAAAUGCUAUCAUAAAUCGAUUUUCAGCUGAUUUAAAAAAUAGCACAAUUUAUGUGUCGUUGUUCCCAUGCAAUCGCUGUGCUCAAAUCAUCAUUCAAUCUGGAAUCAAAAAAAUCGUCUACAUGUCAGAUAAAAAAUCGCACACGAUUGAGGUGGAAGCAUCGAAACGUAUGUUGGAUGCAGCUAGCGUGGAAUAUAAUCAAUAUCAACCGACAUGCAAGGGAUUACGGUUAGAUUUCACAGAUUUUGAUAAUCAACAAAUUGCUAGACAAAUUGAGCAAUGAUAGAAUAACUGAUCAAGAUGAAUUCAAAAAUAAGUCCUACAUUGUUUGAUAUUUUACUUAUUUGUAUUGAUCACUUUAAUAUAAAACACGUUGCAUUUUUGAAUUGAACCAAAUCCAACUUUUUUUUAUAUAUCUGUUGAAAAUAUGAGUUUAGUCUCUUCAAAAACUAGGAAACAUGUUCAAAACAAAUUGACCAAAUUAAUAUAUUUUCAUUGAGUUUAUUGAACGUUCCAAAAACUGUACCUUUGUAA